AUGGCCUCCAACAACGUCACCUCAGACGAGGCCCGUCGCGCUGCCCAGAGCUACCUCAAUGAUCGCCUUACCACAAAGACGGAUGGACCAGCCAGACCCUUCAAUGUUCCUGUCAUUGACAUCUCCUCGACCUUCAACGGCACUCUGGAAGAUAAGCAGGCUGUAGCAUCACAAAUUCGCGAUGCCUGCACCAAUAGCGGCUUCUUCCAGGUCACUGGUCACAACGUCCCCGAAUCUGUUCGACAAGGCGUGCUGAACCAGGCUUCUCGCUUCUUCAAGCAACUUCCUCCUGCUCAAAAAGAUGAGUUGCACGUCAAGCACAAUGCUCUGAUGCGUGGAUGGGAACCUUCGGAUUACACAUAUGUGAACCCCGACGAUUGGGCUACAGCUGCCGUGCCAGAGACCAAGGAAGGCUUCAACUGGGGUUAUGAAACUUCUCUCGAUCCUACAGGUGGUGAUGGCAAAUACCGUGACUUGGACGGCAGCACCGAAAAUGGCAAUGUGUGGCCCACUGAAUCCGCUCUUCCUGGUUUCAAGCAAGAUAUCGCCGAGUAUUACGGUCGAGUCCUGCAACUCGCCCGUCAUCUCUUCAGGCUCUUCGCUUUGAGCUUGGCAUUACCAGAAACCCACUUCGACGAGAUGAUGACACAUCCUGGUGGUAUCUCUCGCCUGUUGUAUUACCCUCCUUCGAAGGACCCAAAGCCCCUGGACCCCAACGAAGCGGACAAGGAGGUUGGACUUGGGUCGCAUACGGAUUAUGAGUGCUUUACUUUGUUGCUCUCAUCCACAACUCAUGGUCUCGAGAUCCUCACGCCCGAGAACGUAUGGACUCCUGCAGCUGCNUGUAAAGGCGCAUUCAUCGUCAACGUCGCAGACUUCUUGAUGAGAUGGACAAACGGAGUUUACAAGAGCACUAUUCACCGUGUUGUAAACAGAACCACAGACGAGAGAUACAGUGUUCCAUUCUUCUUUUCAAUCAACUAUGAUCAACAGGUUGAGGCAAGCACGAUCGUACAAUACUUAGCAACAUCUGUGCUAAUCACAUCUUCANNGACUCUUCCUAGCUGCGUCUCGGACGAGAGCCCUUCGAAGUAUCCUCCAAUCCGGGCUGGUGAAUACAUUCUUGAACGUCUCAAGGCCACUGUCAAGGACGGUUGA
Messenger RNA from Aureobasidium uvarum, 1158 nucleotides. The record is from the annotation of a GenBank genome assembly. Lineage: Eukaryota; Fungi; Ascomycota; Dothideomycetes; Dothideales; Saccotheciaceae.